GCAUCAAUUGCACAACAAGACCAAAAAAAAGGAGGAUGGAAACCCAGCUGACACACAUUUGAGGAAUCACUCUCCAGAAGGAUCAUUCAUCAGAGAUUGGUGCAGUGAGGCGAGGCAUCGUGAAGACAUGAAGACUGUGAUUGUUGCUGUUUUGGUUUUGCUGGUCGUCAGCCAGAGUGAAGCCCUGAAGUGUUACUGUGGAGGUCUGUGGUACUGCCUAAGCUCUGUGGAGUUCUGCCAUGGCUUUAACAAUGUCUGCAGCACUGUCUUCCUUAAUGCAGAAUCUACUCCCAGAUAUUCCAAAGGUUGCAUGAAGUCAAAUGUCUGCAGGACAGUGAUUCGGCCUGGUGUACUAUCUAUCCAUUGCUGCUCAACUGAUCUGUGCAACAGAUACUAAUGCCUGU
Molecule: messenger RNA, 404 nt
Organism: Pelmatolapia mariae (spotted tilapia)
Lineage: Eukaryota; Metazoa; Chordata; Actinopteri; Cichliformes; Cichlidae
Product: three-finger toxin MALT0070C-like
Exons: 4
Coding region: 128-397 (89 amino acids)
Source: RefSeq, a predicted model, not a curated record